AUGGUGCGCGACCCGAUGACGCGGCGGGUGGAGUACAUCGGGCCGGUGGUCAACGCGGCGGCGCGCAUCACGGCGCUGGCCCACGGCGGCCAAGUGCUCAUCUCCGAAGCCGCUCACGCCAAGCAGCUGGCCCUCACUACGACCGAAACAACUACUGACGUCGCACCUUCGCCGGCCGAGGACAAGUCGGCGCGCAAGGGCAAGAAGCCCAGAAAGAAGCUGCUCGCAUUGGGCAAGUUCGAGAUGCCCGACUCGCCUCAAGGAGCGAAGCUGUACGAGAUGAAGACUGAAGGCCUCGAAGCGCGCUUCUUCGGUGGCGUGUCGGCCGAAGCAGCGUCAGGGGGCGACCCGUCAUCGUCCGGCGCAAGCAGCAAAGGGAAGAGCAAGAGUGCGGCGGCGGACGGCGGUGGCGACGGGGAGGCGACGCUGGAGACGGCGGUGGGCGAGGGCAUGAUGUUCAAGGAGGACAACUUCCUCACGUCGGCCAACCUGUGCCGCUGGGUGAUCGACUUCCACGAGAUCGCCCUCGGCAAGCAGGUCAUGGGCAUGGGGUCAUACGGGGUGGUGUUCAAGGGCAAGUGGAAGGGCGUCGAGGUGGCCGUCAAGCGGUUCGUCAAGCAGAAGCUCGAUGAGCGGCGCAUGCUCGAGUUCCGCGCCGAGAUGGCCUUCCUCUCCGAGCUCCACCACCCCAACAUCGUCCUCUUCAUCGGAGCGUGCGUGAAGCAGCCCAACCUGUGCAUCGUGACCGAGUUCGUCAAGCAGGGCUCGCUCAAGGAGAUCCUGGCCAACAACGCCAUCAAGCUCGCGUGGCGCCAGCGGCUGGGGUUGAUGCGAUCGGCGGCGGUGGGCAUCAACUACCUGCACUCGCUGCAGCCGGUGAUCGUGCACCGCGACCUGAAGCCGUCCAACCUGCUGGUGGACGAGAACUGGAACGUGAAGGUGGCCGACUUUGGGUUCGCGCGCAUCAAGGAGGAGAACGCCACCAUGACCCGCUGCGGCACUCCCUCCUGGACUGCGCCGGAGGUGAUCAGAGGGGAGAAGUACUCGGAGAAGGCCGACGUGUACUCGUUCGGCAUCAUCAUGUGGCAGGUGGUGACCAGGCGCGAGCCCUUUGCCGGGCGCAACUUCAUGGGCGUGUCGCUCGACGUGCUCGAGGGCAAGCGGCCGCAGGUGCCGUCCGAGUGCGACAAGCCGCUCAAGAAGCUCAUGAAGCGGUGCUGGCACGCCACAGCCAGCAAGCGGCCCUCCAUGGACGACGUCGUCGCCUUCUUCGACAGUCAACUGGGCGACGCCUAUGGUGACGACCAUCCUCGGGCGGGCGCAGUCGUUUGA
This is a messenger RNA of Acanthamoeba castellanii str. Neff, 1332 nucleotides long. Its product is annotated as serine/threonine kinase. The coding region runs from base 1 to 1332 and encodes 443 amino acids. Gene Ontology annotation, biological process: protein phosphorylation. The record is from RefSeq and is a predicted model, not a curated record. The transcript is spliced from 4 exons. Lineage: Eukaryota; Discosea; Longamoebia; Acanthamoebidae. Gene Ontology annotation, molecular function: ATP binding; protein kinase activity.